AUGGCUGCCGUCGCAUCGUCCCCUUCUCUCCCCUCCUCUGGAGCCCCCCAAUCGCGGCACUUCCUCGCGCACAGUGCGCCUUACGGCCAUGCUGUCGGUCCUGCACUCUCUGCACACCUGCAUAAUGGAUACGAAGCAUUCGCGAGUCACGGGCAUGGACAUACCUACAACCACUAUAAGCACGCGCCCUCGCCCGCGUCGACAACCUCUUCCUGGCGUGUGCGCGCGCCGGUGUCCAACGCGCCAGCGCCAGCACCAGGGCAGAAGCCGAGGCGCCGUGUCGCAAGCCCCUCCUCACCUACACGCUUACCUUCCUCCCGCACCCAUUCACAUUCGCGCAAUGACUCGUCGUCGUCUACUGCAAGCCUCACUUCGAGCCGGCGCCCUUCACCCCCAUCCUCCAUAGCUGCUUCGCCUGUCAAGCAAGCUGUCGAGCUGCGUUCGCAAGAUACCCCAUCCUCACAAUUGACAGUGGCGAGCUCGUCUGCGCCGUUAGUCUAUACCCCCGCCGAUCUUCUUCGGCUCUCAUUCUCGCCCCUCGUGGGGCUCUCCCCGGCUUCGCAAGCUGUCGUCAGCGACCUCGUUGCACAUCAUGUGUGGAGACGCAGCCGUAAGGCCAACCAGGGCUCCGACGUUGCGCGGGGUCGCAAGCCGCACGAGGCUUCAGAGGCAGGUCACUCGGCGACCGACUCAGAUAGCAGCAACUAG
This is a messenger RNA of Heterobasidion irregulare TC 32-1, 708 nucleotides long. RefSeq lists its product as uncharacterized. Bases 1 to 708 code for a protein of 235 amino acids. NCBI's taxonomy places the organism in Eukaryota, Fungi, Basidiomycota, Agaricomycetes, Russulales, Bondarzewiaceae. The transcript has 2 exons. The record is from RefSeq and is a predicted model, not a curated record.